Soboliphyme baturini is the source of this 285-nucleotide messenger RNA. The record is from the annotation of a GenBank genome assembly. Lineage: Eukaryota; Metazoa; Nematoda; Enoplea; Dioctophymatida; Soboliphymatidae.
AUGUUGGACACCGUCAUACGGUCAAUACGCUACCUGUCGCCGCGCAACGACGACAGCGACGUCGAUCGACUGCACUACUGUCUGACGUCGAACGUGCUGAUCGCUCUGUCGUUGCUGAUCAGCUACAAACAGUUCGGAGGCAGACCCAUCGAGUGCAUGGUGCCCAAGAUGUUUCCCAGCUCCUGGGAGGAGGUAAGACGCUAUGAUGUCUAUGAAACAACCGUCAGCUGGACCACUGACCGCUUCAGUGACACGCCAAAGUGUCAGUUGCUGCGCUGCAUGUGA